Molecule: messenger RNA, 1439 nt
Organism: Camponotus floridanus (Florida carpenter ant)
Lineage: Eukaryota; Metazoa; Arthropoda; Insecta; Hymenoptera; Formicidae
Product: serine/threonine-protein kinase pakE
Exons: 5
Coding region: 517-1221 (234 amino acids)
Source: RefSeq, a predicted model, not a curated record
GGGAGGGGGGGAAAUAGUUAAAAAUAGCAUAAACAGAGAUUUCGUACCGGACUGUCAUAGGCUGUAUACAAACUUUAUACACAAACGGUACUGGGACGAUACUAAGAACAAACAAAACAAAUCAGCGGAGAAAAACUCGUAAAACUCUGCUGUAUGCUUUGCGAAGAAGAAUCAGGGCAUGCUAAAUUAGUGACUCGGCGAUAAAAUAAAAUAAAAAUUGAUUGUGUCGUACCUUGCAAUAUUGAUACAAUUGCGCUUAUAAAACGAUAAAUGCGGUGAAAAUUGAUUUUUCGUGACAGGGAAGUUGCAUCGCUUCUUCUUCUUCUGUUAACUGGCACCGAUUGAACGAGGUAAGGUCCAAUCUCAGUGUUAAAGUUACGUCGUGAGAUGCUCAUUCGUGGCCAUUCGUCAUCCAAAGUCUCCCAAACGACAUAUAGAUAAUCUUUCAAUAUCCUGGAUCCACAAAACCCUCAUUCAAAUUGGAACGUACUUCGAGUACAACCGAGUACAUCCCAAAUGACAAUGAUGAACCAGCAAAAUCCGCAGCAACAACAAGUUGGAUCUUGGAUGCAAAUGCCACAGGUACCACCGAUAACCAUUCCAUGGAGCGUACCAGCCUUACAACAACAAGAAUUGAUUAGAUUUACUGGAGAUACCAGUUCUGGGCCAAUUCUUCACCAGAAAAGAAAAUUGGAAACACCGGAUGCUAUAGAUAUUUUCAUAUUCUUAAACAGGCAUCAAAGUAAGCAGUUUAUAACAGAAGAAAAAAUGACUGCACACUUCAAAAGUUUGCGCAUUAGUUCGAUUCAUGAAGCCGAAAGCUCAGUGCCAUCGACUUCUACACCAUCUUCCUCUUCGAGACAACUGGAUAUGGAUUUGGAUGUUGACGGAAGAAAUACAAUAAAUGGUGAACAACUGACAGGUGUACAUCCGAGGUUAGUCCUUUCAGAGGAACUCAAGCGAAUGCAAGAAGAACCUAUUUUGCCAACGACCCUUCUAUCUAAAUUAGAGAGGCCUUCCAUGGCUUUAGUUCUAUGGAAACCACCAAAUAGACAUCUUCGUAUCCUGUCAACAAGAGCUAUUUCAACGCCAAUCCCGAGUACAUCAAAUGACAAUAAUAAUAACAACAACAACAACAACAACAACAACAAUGAAACUACUCCCGACUUAAAUAAUGUAACAUCUAGUGCCCUAUCAGCAUUCGAGCCAAUGGAAUUGUGAAAAUCUUUAGACUAGUACAGCACACAUUUUAUCUUCAUAUAUAUUAAAAAUAACAAAUAUAAAUAUUAUAUUACUCUAAAUUGAAAACAUUUCAAUAAUAAUGUAAGAUAUAAAGUAGAUUAGAAUAAGGGAUGAAACUAUCAAGCUUUGUAACAUGACUUAUCUCCUAUUUGUAUAAUAAUUGUUUGAAUGAUAAUUGGAGUGUGAAUUUGAAUGUG